Molecule: messenger RNA, 297 nt
Organism: Adineta steineri
Lineage: Eukaryota; Metazoa; Rotifera; Eurotatoria; Adinetida; Adinetidae
Source: the annotation of a GenBank genome assembly
AUGAUUAUGCAAGCAACAAUAACUUGUUUCGUAUUAUUUGUUCUUUUGUCUAACAUCUACGCUCAAUUCUCUCCUGACAAUGGUCAAAUUCUCGUUAACAAUCCAGAUCCUUCUGAACAUCUAGUACGCAGUGGUGGAGAAACUGCAGCUGCCAAUGAACAAACUAUGUUGAAACAUAUUGGCAAAGUUACUUACAAGAGUCCAGCAUCCCGACCCAUAGAUCAGAAACGAAGUCGUCGACAAAAAAGAGAACAACCGGAUAGUUGUACUAAAUCUUUAUACGAUGAUUUUUAUUAA